AUGCCUGAAGAUGAGGGCCGAACUUCAAUUUUAGAUUCAUAUCGAGACCAGAUUCGAGUUUAGAAAUCGAGAUCCCAUCUGGCAACAUCUUCAACAAUAAGAUGACCACUAAAAAGUAGAGUCUAUUUAUCAAAUCACAGAACUUAGGCUCCCGAUGCAUGACCACUAGGAAUUUACACACAAAUAUAGGGUGAAGCUGAUGAACUUGAAUACCCAUGACAUGAUGACGAUGAAGAUAGUGCUCAGUUACAAACCUCCAUGUCUAUCUCUAUUCAUUAUUUAGGAGUUCGAGAAUGAGAGUUGUACCGCUAAGCGCCAUGUAUUUUUCGCUUGACACAACGUGCACCGGAAUUUCUUUUCCGUACUUGAAGUCCUGCAGCAUGCGUUUGAUGUUUGCUUUGACUUGUUCACGAUAGGCUUUGCGCUGUCUGUUCAAUUUAUGCGCCGGAUCUUCUGCGACCUCGUCUGCGAAAGGAUCAUCUAGAUCAUCUGCAAAAGGAUCGUCUUGAGAUAGUUGCGAGCCUCCAAGUGCGCCACUUCUACUGGAGUUAUUGACAUUCGCACGACCGGCAGUAGAGGAUGAACUAGAAGAAGAAGCUGCGGCCGCGCGCACAUUGUCAAAAGCUGCCAGCUCAUCUCUUGGAACGUGAUCAGAUUUCGUGGCAACAAAAACAGUUGUGUUCCUUCCGACGUU
Amoebophrya sp. A25 is the source of this 694-nucleotide messenger RNA. The record is from the annotation of a GenBank genome assembly. Lineage: Eukaryota; Dinophyceae; Syndiniales; Amoebophryaceae.